GCGACCUAACUGCUUCCGGACUGUUGGGUGUCCUUGAGCACUCGAAAGCGACAUGGCGGUUCUCUUGAAGCUGGGUGCCCUCUGCAGCGGCCAAGGAGGUCGAGCUCUGUUACUCCGAAGCCGGGUGGUCAGACAUGCUUAUGUCUCUGCAUUUCUCCAGGACCAGCCUACCCCAGGAUGGUGUGGCACACAGCGCAUUCACCUAUCACCAAGCCACCACGCUGGUUCCAAAGCUGCAACUCUCCACUGGACCAGUGAGAGGGUUGUCAGUGUUUUGCUCUUGGGCCUGUUUCCAGCUGGGUACUUGAAUCCCUGCUCUGUGGUGGACUACUCGCUGGCCGCAACCCUCACCCUGCACAGUUACUGGGGCCUUGGACAAGUGAUCACUGACUACGUUCCUGGGAAUACACUGCAGAAGGCUGCCAAGGCAGGCCUCGUGGCAGUUGCAUCUUUGACCUUUGCUGGGCUUUGUUAUUUCAACUACCACGAUGUAGGCAUCUGCAGAGCAGUUGCCAUGCUGUGGAAGCUCUGAGCUCUUUGGUGCAGCCUUAGAUUGUAUGCCUCUUUGCCUCUUCUCUGUCGAUGCCAUUCAACUCAAUGAGGAGGGAAUGAAGGGUACAUUCAUUGGUGGGCAGAAUUUCUUCUAAUUACAUGCUUAUUUUCAGAAUUUAUUUGUUGAGGAAAAGGUUUGAGAAGAGUUAGGUUCAACUAGUCAUAAGUCUGAGUUCCAGCAUGGCUGCCAGCUCACAUGACUCUUGGUGACUGAACAGUCCAUGAGCUCACAUUUCUUGAGGGGAGUCAGCUUAUUCCUCUUAGGAUAAGAGUAGACUUCCCUGUUCAGACUGGGAGGGAGGACUGCCCAUUCACAAGUCAGACUUGGCAUGAAACCGGCAAGUGUUCUGUUUGGAACCUUCCACUGUUCAUCUGACACCAGCUGCUGAUGGCUCUUCAAAUCAGAAGAUGCCAUGUCUCAGAUUACUGAAUUGUUAAAUCUUAGGAGGGAAAGCUGGAUUUAGAGAAGUUCAAUUUAGGGAGUUCUCCUUUGUGGGUGGGUUAAAAUAUGAUAGAUUCCAAACAGAUUUACUCUUCAACUGCAUUUCACUUGUGCAGAAAUGAGUUGUCCAAAUAUAAGACUAAAGUUAUAAAGUGUUUUCCCACUGUGGGAAUUGUUAAUGAGAGAGUGUAUCCCAAAGAAACAAAAUUUUUAAAUAAAAUACUAUAUAAUGAAAAUACACUGUA
Molecule: messenger RNA, 1239 nt
Organism: Psammomys obesus (fat sand rat)
Lineage: Eukaryota; Metazoa; Chordata; Mammalia; Rodentia; Muridae
Gene: Sdhd
Product: succinate dehydrogenase complex subunit D
Exons: 4
Coding region: 53-532 (159 amino acids)
Biological process (GO): mitochondrial electron transport, succinate to ubiquinone; tricarboxylic acid cycle
Cellular component (GO): mitochondrial envelope; membrane
Molecular function (GO): ubiquinone binding; heme binding
Source: RefSeq, a predicted model, not a curated record